Molecule: messenger RNA, 498 nt
Organism: Dentiscutata erythropus
Lineage: Eukaryota; Fungi; Glomeromycota; Glomeromycetes; Diversisporales; Gigasporaceae
Source: the annotation of a GenBank genome assembly
AUGCAUUGCGGAAUUAAUAUCACAAUUUUUUGUGCACCAGAUAACACUAAUAAUAAUUCUGGUCGAAGUGAAAUACUUGAUCCAUUAUAUGAAGUGCUAUUAUAUCAGAAGAAAGAUAUAAUAGCUAUUCAGAAAAAACUUGGUACAAAUAGUAAGGCAAAUCAAACAGCAGUGCAUCAAAGCAAUAAAGCAAAAACACUUCCUGAUUUAUAUGAGUUAUUCAAUAAAACUCAUGAAGCUUCUAUGGAUAUUUCAAUUGGGGAAAUAUAUAAUUUGCUUGUUUGUUUAGAAGAGGAUAUAAUAACAAUUCAGGAUGAACUAGAAGAUGAUCCAGGUGUGGUAUUAAAGAAAUAUGGCGAAAUGGGGGUAAAGAAAAUUAGAUUUACUGAAGAGGGACUUCCGCUAAUUCCAAAUCUUACUCCUCAACAAUUGUAUGAAGUUUUCGUAAAAAAUUCAGCUAGCACCAAUCAUUGCCUAUGUUUAGAACAAGUUAGCUAA